Maniola jurtina (meadow brown) is the source of this 1318-nucleotide messenger RNA. RefSeq lists its product as uncharacterized. Gene Ontology annotation, cellular component: mitochondrion. The transcript is spliced from 3 exons. The coding region runs from base 133 to 879 and encodes 248 amino acids. NCBI's taxonomy places the organism in Eukaryota, Metazoa, Arthropoda, Insecta, Lepidoptera, Nymphalidae. The record is from RefSeq and is a predicted model, not a curated record.
GUCAUUCUGUGAUGUCAUUUAUGUCAAUCAAUUGUCGAGUGCACUGCAUUACAAAAAUUAAAAAUAUAUUGUUGCAUUGAAAAUGUGUAAUUUAGCUUGAUAAUUUCUAGUAAAUAUUAGUGUAGUCACAAAAUGGCUCUGUCGUGUAGGAUUUUACAUACAAGCAAUUUGUUUUUUCGUAACAUAACCAAACCGGUGAAAUGGAGUGUGCGGAAACACUGUCCUGUAAGACUCUUCUGCAACGGCGUACGAUAUCAAAAUAGUAUUUUAGACAGACCUUUAUUAGUGGGAAAGGAAUAUAGAAUAUUAGCAAGGCCCGUUCGACAGUGCACAACUCAAUCUGGCGAUCCUAAGAGCCCGCAAGAGCCAGAGAAGAAACCAGGUCUUAUACAAAGGUUUAAGCAAAUGUAUAAAGACUACUGGUACGUCCUUCUCCCUGUGCACAUGACAACAUCAGCUAUAUGGUUUGGUGGAUUUUAUUACUGCGUGAGCAGUGGAGUAGAUGUCGUCAGCCUGAUGGAAUCAAUGGGCAUUAGUGAGAAAUUGCUCAUACCAUUGCGAGAGACUGGUGCAGGAUACUUUGCACUUGCACUAGCCUGUUAUAAACUUAUAACACCUCUGAGAUAUGCAGUUACUGUUGGUGCAACCACAUAUGCUAUAAAUAGACUGACAGCCUUUGGAUGGAUUAAACCAGUCCCUUCAAGGGAAAGACUUAAGGAGAUGAUUCAAGAAAAGAAGGAUAACAUUCAAGAUAGAUUUCAGGAAAGUAAGCAACACUACCAGACCCAAAUACAAGAGAAAAAGACCCAAGUCAUGGAUGAAAUGCAGCGAUAUAAGACAGAAAUGAAAAAUAUAAAAAAUAGAGUUAAAAAAAUGUAAAUUAUCCUCUUUUUUGGAAUAUUAGAAGUUUCAUAAAGCUUUAAUAGCCAGUCCUUUGCUAUGUAUAAUUUACUUUAGUGAACGGGGAAAUCUUAAAAUCUUUAUACAAAAUAAUUAUAGUUUUAAAAUAUUUAUUGUUAAAAAUAUAUAAAUACAAAAGUAUUAUUUAACAAAAUUAUUUUUAUUUAAUAGAAAGAAUUUUAUGAUAAACACAUUUCAAUUGUCAAAAUGUACAGACAUCAUAAACUAAAUACAAUUAAGUAAGUACCUACAAAACUGGACAGCACAUAACUGGAAUGUUUAAUGGUGCUAUUUUUCUUCUAGUUUAUAAUCACAAGUAUGUAUAAAUAAAGUAAGAAGGUAGUUCUUAAUAGAGCCAGAUGUGCUGUCUCUUGUGUGAAAAUAAAAUUAAUAAAUGCAUCAAAAAUAUUAAAAAUAA